This is a messenger RNA of Colletotrichum lupini, 405 nucleotides long. Its product is annotated as 3-oxoacyl-(acyl-carrier protein) reductase. The record is from RefSeq and is a predicted model, not a curated record. NCBI's taxonomy places the organism in Eukaryota, Fungi, Ascomycota, Sordariomycetes, Glomerellales, Glomerellaceae. The coding region runs from base 1 to 405 and encodes 134 amino acids. The transcript has a single exon.
AUGGAAGCUAUUGCAAGUCGCAAACGAAUCAACCCCCCUAAAGACGCCGUCCCCAAUGCGCUCGCGGGCAAGGUAGCUCUAGUGACGGGCUCUUCGUCCGGCAUUGGAGCUGCCGUUAUUAGAGAACUCUCAGCCCGAGGGGCUUCGGUGGUCAUCAACUACGGUUGGCCCGAGUUGGAACGCGCCGCGCGCGAUCUUGGGGAAAGCCUGACGAGCCCUUGGAUUGCCGUGGAAGCAGACAUUUCGACCACGAGCGGCCCCUCUCAUCUUGUGCAAGCCGCCGUCGACCAAUUUGGGAAGAUCGACAUCAUCGUUAACAACGCAGCUAAAGCAACACUUGCUAAAGUAGAAGACACAACCGUCGACUUGUGGGAUGCGUCAAUAUCAACUAACGUGUCGGAUUAG